AUGGUCCUCAGAAAGUUUAGCUCGGAUGGGCUGGACAGCCUGUGUACCCGUGAACAGCUCGAUCUCUUGAACGCCAUAGACACGCUACGUUCCCAGGGGAUCAGCCACUAUGUGUCUCUGCCGCAAAUAAUUGUCUGCGGCGACCAGUCCUCAGGAAAGAGCUCUGUUCUUGAGGCAAUAUCCGGUGUCUCCUUUCCCGUUAAGAGCAAUCUCUGCACACGGUUCCCAACGGAGCUCGUACUCCGGAAGGAUGCCAAUGUCGGAGUGAGAGUAUCUAUCGUACCCCAUCACUCGCGUAGCGAGGCGGAACAACGGUCACUGGGGAGUUUCUGCGAAGAGCUCGACGGCUUCGAUGGACUUCCGCAACUAGUCGAUAACGCGAAAGCAGCGAUGGGCAUAUCUACUCAUGGGAAAGCCUUCUCGAAUGAUCUUCUCCGUAUUGAAGUAUCAGGACCAGAUCGACCGCACUUGACUAUUGUUGACCUACCGGGACUGAUACACUCGGAGACAAAACAGCAAUCAGCAGCAGAUGUCCAGCUAGUGCAGAAUGUGGUCCAGUCAUAUAUGAAAGAACCGCGAAGUGUCAUUCUUGCAGUGAUAUCGGCCAAAAAUGAUUACGCAAACCAAAUUGUCUUACGCCUGGCAAGGGAUGCUGAUAAAUCGGGCGAUCGAACCUUGGGUGUUAUCACUAAGCCCGAUACAUUGGCCCCGAAUUCCGAAAGUGAGAAGAUGUUCAUUUCACUGGCAAACAACCGAGACGUUGAAUUUCGGCUGGGAUGGCAUACGCUGAGAAACAUGGAUAGUGAUAAAGGAAGCUGGACCCUGUCCGACCGUGAUGAAAAAGAGCGCGAGUUCUUUUCCCAAGGUGCAUGGGCGGAGAUGCCGUCUGCAUGGGUUGGAAUUAACUCACUGCGAAACCGCCUUAGCAAGGUGCUUCUGCGGCAAAUUGCAGCGGAGCUUCCAAGUCUUAUUGAUGAAAUCAAGGAAAAGGAAAAUGAUUGCAAUCAACAACUGUUCAAACUUGGUCAGCCGCGAACCACGCUAGAUGAGCAAAAGUCUUAUCUUCUGGGUAUCAGUCAAUCCUUUCAGGCCUUAAUCAAAGCGGCUGUCGAUGGCACGUACAAUGAGCCAUUCUUCGAGCGCCCCCAAUCCUCUACUGGGCAACAAAAGCGUAUCCGUUCUGUUAUUCAAAAUCUGAAUGAAGAGUUUGCGGAGCGUCUAAAUAGACAAGGCAACUACCGCAAGAUUGUGGAUAAUGAGUCUCAAGAUGACAGCGACAACGAGCAACUGUUGAUUACAAGAAGCGAGUUUAUCAAUCACAUCCAGGAGCUCAUGAAACAAACCAGGGGUCGGGAAUUGCCAGGAACGUUCAAUCCUAUGAUUAUCGGGGAGCUUUUCAAGGAGCAGUGUAGCCCCUGGAAAGAUAUAACAUAUCGGCAUAUCCUUGAGACCUGGGAGGCGGUUGAGGGAUUUCUAUCGCUUCUCACAAACUAUGUUGCCGAUGAAGCCACUUCUGUGAUCCUUUUUGACAAGGUCAUCUCGCCUGCACUCAAUCAGCUCAAAGAGAGUCUGAUAAAAGCAUGUGAAGAUCUAGUUGGGAGUCACCAGCAAGGUCAUCCAAUAACAUAUAAUCACUAUUUCACAGAGAACAUACAGAAUAUCCGUGCGGAUAGACGCGAAGUUGCUUUACGUCGAACAAUUAAGAAGUUCUUCAAGACUGAAGACCUACGAGAGACGUAUCUCGAAGGGUAUCAGGAUCUGGAAGGGUUGGUUCAGUCCCUUUUGUCUUUUGAUGAGCCGGAUAUGAUGCGGUUUGCAUCAGCCGAAGCUUUGGAUUGCAUGCUGGCUUAUUACAAGGUGGCAUUGAAAAGAUUCAUAGAUGACGUUGCAGUUGAAGUUGUGGAGGUCAAACUGGUCCAAUCUCUCCCCAGUCUAUUUACACCCCUCAAGGUAUUCGAGAUGCCAUCUGAGCUAGUAUCACGCAUUGCCGGAGAAUCUGACGAAAAUCGUGCAUUGCGGCAACAAUUGGACAAGAAGUUGCGAAUUCUCGAGAAAGGCCUAAGGACUUGCCGACAAUUUGCUAGUGAUCGCGGCGUGGUUGGGAAUGGCAUCAAAGAAACGCGUCAUCUGGAUGGCAGGGCAGGACAAGCGAAUGCUCUUGAAACACCUCAAACAGAGGCCGAGGAUGAUAGCCACCCAGAAGAUGCUGAUUCAGUUGCUGAAGCAUCUAUUUCAAUGGACCAACCCCCGGAACCUAGCGAUGACUACGGCGGGCCAGCAGAAGACUCGCCGUCAUUUGUGGAAGACAGCACUCUUCCGCCUGAAACUAUCAUCCCAGAACACAGGGUAUCCGCCUCAUUAGUACGCUCCAAGAAAGGCAAGAGGAAGACGAAGAAGAAGAAGAUGUAUUCUUAA
Aspergillus welwitschiae is the source of this 2415-nucleotide messenger RNA. Its product is annotated as P-loop containing nucleoside triphosphate hydrolase protein. The coding region runs from base 1 to 2415 and encodes 804 amino acids. Lineage: Eukaryota; Fungi; Ascomycota; Eurotiomycetes; Eurotiales; Aspergillaceae. Gene Ontology annotation, molecular function: GTPase activity; GTP binding; microtubule binding. The transcript is spliced from 3 exons. Gene Ontology annotation, cellular component: membrane; cytoplasm; microtubule. The record is from RefSeq and is a predicted model, not a curated record.